CGCUCAGGAUUUUUUUCUUUUUCUCAUGACGGAUUAUCUCGUUUAAUUUUUCGAGAAUUACCUUCCCACCUCUGUUGUGAAGAGUUCGUCGUGACUUUUGAGACAGAGUCUAGAAGUGCAAAAAUAUUUCAAGGAUUACUUCGAGCCGCUGUUAUAGAAUACAAGAGAAUGCACAUAUCAAUAUGUCCUCCGGCAUUACUGCUUCUUUUCAAAUCCUUCACCAGUUUCGUCGUAUUGGCAGCGCAGUUUCCAAAUUCGGGACCAGACGGGUUUGGAGGAUCAGAUUGCGCUCUGAGACUUAACAGAGAGAAUCACAAUUCUUUCGACAUCAAUUUCAAUACAGUCAAAGGAGGACCUGAGGGUCUGGGGGCGGAAACAUGUAUAACGUACGAAGCUGUAAAUCAAGCGUACAUAGAAGCAAGGAAAAGAAUACAUGUUUCCCAACCAAAAGUACAUUGGCAGGCGCCAGAUGUAGCUUCAGUUGGCGAGUUACUUCUCGACAUCUCAAUCCAGCUCACAAAAAAGUACGGUCUUACCUACGAGGAGGUGGAGAAGGGAUUGCCCCUCAUUGACACUUCCAAAACGCUGAUAAAGGAUGUGUGUCCACCGUUUCUGUCGAAUGUUGAGUGUCGACCGGGCAAAUAUCGUCGCUAUGAUGGGCUGUGCAAUAAUUUGAAACAUCCCACAUGGGGCGCAACAAUGACACCUUUCACGAGGCUAGUGGGGCCGCUGUUCGAGGACGGGAUGACGUCACCACGAGUGAGCACGCAAGGAAAUCCCUUGCCACUACCGCGAGUCGUCUCCAGGACGAUGCACCCGGACGAUGGCUUCCACGACCACGCGGGGACGGUCAUGAUCGUCGCCUGGGGACAGUUCAUGGACCACGAUUUCACUUUGACCGGAACACCUCUAGAUCCAAUUAAUAAAAAUGAACCAGAGGAAUGUUGCCAUAGGCCACCUCAUCUGAAGAAUCCGUAUUGUAUGGAGAUCAUCAUUCCAGAAGACGACUAUUUUUACAAAAAAUUCAAUAUGAAGUGUCAAGAUUUUGUUCGAGCGUUUCCAGCUGUCCGUCCCGGAUGUAGACUAGGCUCAAGGGUCCCGUUCAACACACUUACCGGGUCCAUAGACGGGAAUACCAUUUAUGGCGUCACAGAACAUUUUGCCAGGAGUCUGCGCUCAGGGUUUGGCGGUUUACUGCGGAUGAAUCCUGCCUUCAAAGAAUUCGGCCUUAAAGAUUUAUUGCCGCUAAAAUUAGAUAUACCGGACGAGGGAUGCACUAGAACGAAUAAAUCUCAAUACUGUUUUGAUGCAGGGGAGAUCCGUGUCAACGAGCAACUAGUUUUGGCAUGCAUGCACACGUUGAUGGCCAGGGAGCACAAUCGUGUAGCGCACGGUCUUGGUCAGAUCAACCCUCACUGGGAUGACGAGACUCUCUACCAGGAAGCAAGAAGAAUUGUCAUUGCAGAGAUCCAGCACAUAACUUACAAUGAGUUCUUGCCGAUAUUGUUGGGGAAAGAUGUAAUGCAAAAAUUCGGGCUGGUGCUGCAGAAAGAGGGUUAUUGGGACGGAUACGAUCCUGAAGUCAACCCAAACGUUAUUGACGCUUUCUCAGCAGCUGCGCUAAGGAUCGGCCACACUUUUCUACCAACCGCAGUCGAGCGAUGGAGUAAAGCACAUAAAUUUAUUGCAUCCAAGAGACUAUCCGAUUUGAUCAGACGCCCAUUCGAUUUGUACAGAGCUGGAGUAUUUGAUGAGUACUUGAUGGGUCUCAUGAACCAGGUAGCUCAGGCCAUGGAUGAUUCAAUCACACAGGAGGUGACAAACAAUUUAUUCAAAAAACCUGGCAAGCGAUUUGGAAUGGAUUUAGUAUCGUUCAACAUCCAAAGAGGACGAGAUUUCGGUAUUCCCGGCUACAUGGAGUUCAGGAAAUUCUGUGGUUUACCAGGAGCAAACUCUUUUGACGGCUUGUUUGGAGCCAUGCCGAACUCAACAGUCAGCAGAUACACCACGAUAUAUCAGGGACCAGUGGAUGUAGAUUUGUGGUCAGGAGGAGUUUCUGAGAAACCUCUGCCCGGGAGCAUGGCGGGUCCGACUUUCGCAUGCAUAAUCGCCACUCAAUUUAGUUAUGCUAGAAGAGGAGAUCGCUUCUGGUAUGAGCUACCGAAUCAACCUUCCUCUUUCACACCUGAUCAACUUAAAGAAGUCCGGAAAGCUACUCUAGCACGAAUAAUUUGCGAUAACACAGACUUGAUAGAUACCGUUCAGCUAUGGCCAAUGGUGCUUCCCGAUCACGAAAUAAAUCCAAGAGUGCCUUGCAAGAGUGGUAUCAUUCCAACGAUGGACCUGACAAAAUGGGCAGAUUUCAGUGGAUCGCCCUCGGGGCCGCUGCCGCAUGUAUAGAUCCCUCUGGCGGAAAGUGACCGAAAGAAUCUUUCCACAGCAACACUUUGAAUCUCGCGCAUCAUCCCUUUGCGUCUCUACCAGUGGCGAGUUUGCAAACUGGCAACAUUGUUUUUCCUCCAUUUAAAUAAACUAAAAAUAUCAAUUAAAACAUCGAAAUAUAAAUUCCUCACAAAAAAUCGAUCGUUAUACAUACCUAUAGUUAAGAGGAAGAAAAGCAGUGUUGCCAAUUUUCAGAAUAGCGUCUCUAUGAUACGUUUUUAAGAACUGAUGUUGUAAAGCAAUUUCUAAUGUACCAAAGGCACUCGGUGCCAAAAGUCAACACAUACAUUGCAUGAAACUUGUAUUUCACACCUCGAGAAAUGGAGCCACUAUAUCAUCAAUGAAAACUAUGUAACAAGUGCCCCAGCCAUAGCGACUUACUUCGUUGUUUCCUGGACGAACGAAAGUAACUGCAUUUCAACGUUGCCAAAUUCCCUUUCACAAUUUUUAUUUUUGCCUGAACAUUUUCAUUGCAAGUUUCACAGAUUUUUCCAUGAUUUGUUGUCAGAAAUCAGUGAAAUUUGAGAUUUUGCAGCCUUGAAAUAGAGCUACGUUCCUUCGUUUGGGAAACGACAAAGUGCGUUGCGUUAUGCAAAGUUCUUUUAAAAAUCAUUUUUUUUACUCAUAAAGAGGUAACAUUUUCCCUCUAAAUUAUCUUAUGUUUUUGACGAAAUUUCCUAACAUUUUUUCUGUAAAAUAUUCACCUGUAAAUUAAUGAAAAUAUAAUUUGUCAAA
Messenger RNA from Bemisia tabaci, 3177 nucleotides. The record is from RefSeq and is a predicted model, not a curated record. Lineage: Eukaryota; Metazoa; Arthropoda; Insecta; Hemiptera; Aleyrodidae.